AAUCUGCUUGUCGUUUUUACACCAGUGUAAAUUGAACAUAACUGUCGAAAAAAAACUUGUAAUUGUUGUGGAUUUAAUUGUUGUUGCUUGUUGGACAUUUAAACAACAGUGGUUUUCAUCAAGAAUAUUGUUGGACCACUUCUAACACAAACAUGGCAUCAUUUGUUUUGAAUAGACUUUUAAAUGUCACAAGAACAACAGUUAAAGCAAUACCAAAACGUUAUAUAUCUGUUUCAUCAACACUGAGAUAUGCUCAGCCAACAAUUGAACAUACAGAAGAAACAAAACCAACAAUUCGUAAGCCACAAAUUAAAAAUCUCAAUCAAUUAAAAGAUUUUGGUCAUUAUGUUGCUGAAUGUUUACCAAAAUACGUACAAAAAGUACAAAUUGCUGCUGGAGAUGAAUUAGAAGUUUGUAUUGCUCCAGAAGGUAUACGUCCAACAUUGGCUUUUCUAAGAGAUCAUCAUAAUGCUCAGUAUACAAUUUUAGUUGAUAUAACAGCUGUUGAUGUUCCAAGUAGACCAUAUAGAUUUGAGUUGGUCUAUUGUCUACUUUCAAUGAGAUAUAAUACCAGAAUUCGUGUCAAAUCAUAUACAGAUGAACUUACACCAGUUGACUCAGUUGUUCCAAUAUUUAAAUCUGCCAAUUGGUAUGAAAGAGAAGUCUGGGAUAUGUUUGGUAUUUUGUUCAGUGAUCAUCCAGAUAUGAGAAGAAUUUUAACUGAUUAUGGCUUUGAAGGACAUCCAUUAAGAAAAGAUUUUCCACUCAGUGGUUUUAUCGAGGUACGUUAUGAUGAUGAAGUUAAACGUAUUGUAGCUGAGCCACUUGAAUUGGCACAAGAAUUUCGUAGAUUUGAGCUAUCAGCUCCAUGGGAACAAUUCCCAAAUUUCCGUGAUCCAGUACAAGCUUCAGAGGAAAUUUUUGAUGGUGCUGAUAAAAAAGAACCAACACCAAAAUAAACAAUGUUUAUAAAUAAAUAGUUUGGUAUUUAUAUAUGAAAAAUAUACUUGUAAAAAAAGAAAAAAAAAAAAAAGCCAGAUUAGAAAUAACUAUCAUAAUAAAACAAACAAAAACAUUUA
Messenger RNA from Aphidius gifuensis, 1079 nucleotides. It is a transcript of the gene ND-30, whose product is annotated as NADH dehydrogenase [ubiquinone] iron-sulfur protein 3, mitochondrial. The record is from RefSeq and is a predicted model, not a curated record. NCBI's taxonomy places the organism in Eukaryota, Metazoa, Arthropoda, Insecta, Hymenoptera, Braconidae. Gene Ontology annotation, molecular function: NADH dehydrogenase (ubiquinone) activity. The transcript has 5 exons. Bases 153 to 959 code for a protein of 268 amino acids.